Molecule: messenger RNA, 828 nt
Organism: Arabidopsis arenosa
Lineage: Eukaryota; Viridiplantae; Streptophyta; Magnoliopsida; Brassicales; Brassicaceae
Source: the annotation of a GenBank genome assembly
GACAUCUCACAGUUCCAAACACACAAAAACACAGGGUCUAAAAAAAGCUUUGAUCAUUAAGAAAACUUCGGUUUCGAAUUUUCGAGUUUUUUCGAAGAGAGAAAAUGGCGUCUCACCAAGAACCGAGUUACAAAGCUGGUGAAACUAGAGGCAAGGCUCAGGAGAAAACAGGGGAAGCUAUGGGAACGAUGGGGGAGAAAACACAAGCAGCUAAGGACAAAACUCAAGAGACAGCCCAAACAGCCCAACAAAAGGCUCAUGAAACAGCUCAGUCAGCUAAAGACAAGACAUCUCAAGCUGCACAGACAACUCAACAGAGAGCUCAAGAGUCCAAAGACAUGACAGGAAGCUACAUGUCGGAAACUGGAGAAGCAGUCAAGAACAAGGCACACGAUGCAGCUGAAUAUACUAAAGAGACUGCAGAAGCAGGUAAGGAGAAGACUAGUGGGAUCUUGGGCCAGACCGGUGAGCAUGUGAAACAGAUGGCUAUGGGAGCUACUGAUGCAGUGAAGCACACUUUAGGGCUUGGCACUGAUGAAGGAAAUAAAGAACAUGUUUCUUCAGCUCCAAGUACUACUACGACCACUACUCAUGAGACACAGAGGAAGUGAAGAAGAGGAUAAAUAUUUGUUUUGUGUUCUUGGUUUUCAUGUUUGUUUGCUUUGAUUAGUGUUUGUUGUGUUCGUGAGAUUAUGUUUAUCCUUGUUGUUGUUUAUUGGGUUUGAAUGUACUUUUACGUAUUAUUAUGUGAUGGUUUUCUUCUGUUACGUUAUUUCGGGUUGUGAUUUUUGAAUUUGAUUAGUACGGAAAUAAACAAGUUAUAAUUAG